CGACGAUGUUUCUCAGGGGCUCAGCCUUCAUUUCACGAUCGCUAAUUCAUUUCCACAACGCCACUCUCAGCCUCUUGAAGACCUCUCUUUAAAAUGGCUGCACCACUACCCUUCAGACGAGCUCUGUGAACACCCACAUAGUAGUGGUCAAGUCCAUCAUGAAGUUUAUUGUGUUGUCAUUCAUUUUCCUCCUCGCUGUUGUUUCUGCUGAACUCGAAACAGCAGAUGCUAACGGCACUUGUCGAACAAUAUCAGCUCGGGGCCAGCAAGAAUAUUGCCUCUGGACCAACACAUAUAACCCACCUGCCUCAGUAAAUUUAUACGGCGACAUCUGUGGCGCCGCACCAUGGUAUAAUGUGUCUGAUACCGGGAUGGCCCCUAUCUGCAACCCCAAUGAGUCCUUCACUUUAGACCCGAAUGGAGCACUCACUUGGCAGCUCGAGCUGACAGACGUCAAAUGUGCCGAUCCUGUGGGCCAAUACUGGCAGUACUUCAACUAUACUUGGAGCUGCUGCUUGUGUCCACCAGGAUGGGUAACUGUCAAUGGUCCGCCGCUGUAUUGUGAUGCGUUCAAAUCUUGCGUCAGGUGCUCGGGCGCAGACGAGGAGCUGGAAUUCAUACCAAGCCCCAGCGGAGGUAACGAAAGAGUGGCAACUUGUAUCACGACAACGAUGCCUAGCACGAUAUCCUCAUCCACCACAUCAAGUACAACCCCCCCAGCGACCUCAGCAGCAUGUGGCUCAAGCAACAAGCGGGACUUCCUCACGGGUCGCGCUGCAGCAUGUACCGCCUGUCUAGACCUAACAACUCUCACCGACCCAGCACUUGCUGGUCACCAGACGAUCAUCAACACAGAAUUUCUACCCAAAGUCAAGGACAUGAUUUCAUGCGCCACCCGCAACGGCUGGGACCAACUCCUAGAUGCCAGUAGCAGCCGCUGUUAUCUUUCCAGAGGCUCAUACGCCGGCACACACCCCUCAGCACACAUGAUCGGUCAAGCCAUGGACGUGAAUCUCUCUGGAGGCAUUCACAAAGCCUGUGAUCGGCAGUGCUUCCUUGAAGCGUACUGUGUGCACAACCUGAGCUUUGGACUGUGCAAGAACGUCCUGGAUACCUUUACAAGACGCAACCCGACUGACAAGGAUACGGCGGUAUAUAACUUCAUCAACUGUGUAGGUCAGAUACCAGACAUGGUUAUCGGCGCGAAGAUUCCUGUUCCAAUCAAGAAGAAACCCGGUAAGACGCAGGGCGAUUGGGAUCAUUUCCAGGGGAUACCGGCGAAGCCAUAUGCUAUUGGCGUGUAUGACACGUAUCAUGAGCAGUUGGUACAGUUUUGUCAGGGAGGGUGUUUGAAUGCGCCGGUGAACCUUGAGAAGGGGGAAGGUCCAUCUGAUGAAGCGUGUCCUCAGCCGCCUAAGGCGACGUGUGCGGUACAUGGGAUUGAUUUCCAAGGAUGAGUUAAUUUCGUUGAAGAGUGUCGCCGUGGGAAGAUACCAGUCAUGCUUGCUAGGUAUUAUAGAUUCAUAAGUGUAUAUUUUAUUUGUAGAACCGAAUCCUUAAUAUCUCCG
Mollisia scopiformis is the source of this 1568-nucleotide messenger RNA. RefSeq lists its product as uncharacterized. The transcript is spliced from 3 exons. The coding region runs from base 159 to 1457 and encodes 432 amino acids. NCBI's taxonomy places the organism in Eukaryota, Fungi, Ascomycota, Leotiomycetes, Helotiales, Mollisiaceae. The record is from RefSeq and is a predicted model, not a curated record.